CUCCGCCGAGCCUCCUUAAAACUCUGCCGUUAAAAUGGGGGCGGGUUUUUCAACUCAAAAAGCGCUCAAUUUUUUUCUUUUCAAAAAAAGCUGAUGAGGUCGGAAAAAAGGGAGAAGAAACCGGCAUCAUCUCUGAGAGGCAACAGAAGCAGCAAUUGUUUCAGCGAAAAAAGCAGCAAGGGAGGGAGGGAAGGAAAAAAAGCAAAAAAAGUGGCGACGCGCAAGUGCCUAUAGGGGUGAAGGGAGCAGGGACCCGCGAUCUAGGAGGGGAUCAGCUACAAAAGAAACUGUCACUGGGAGCGGUGCGGCCAGGGAGGAAGCAGUGCUGCCAGGCUCGUCUCCAGGGUACAGCUGGCUGGCGGCUGCCCUGUCCGCAGCAAAGGGGCACAGGCCAGGGACCGCGAGAGGUUGGCGAAGUGGCACCGGGCGCUGAAGCUGCUGAGCUCUCACCGAGACGGCGACGGGACUGGCUGCGUUCUGGAACUGUGGCGACUACCCCUACUCGGAACUUGGCCUACGCUUUCCCGGACUCUCCCCAUCUCCGGAGACCUCACAAAACCGGGAAAGGACGGCGACGGCGGCAGUUCAAUGAAUGCCUACAGCGGAAAGCCUGAACGAGCUCGGUCGUAGGCGGGAAGUUCCCGGGGGGCUGCCCAGUGCAGCCGCAAUGCUGCCGCGAGCUGCCCCAGCAGCCAGGGCUCCUUAGACGCUUCCCGCAUCGCUCUCCUCCUCCCUUAGGCUGCCGGGAGUCCCGGGACCUGGCGGGGCCGGCAUGACGGGCUUCUCGGGGACCCGCCGCAAGCCCGGCAGCCUCCGGAGACGCGCGCCGAGCCCGGCUCCCACGGCCUCUGAGGCUCGGCGGGGCUGCGGCUGCCUGGCGGGCGAGCUCCAGAGCUUUCCUGAGCGGCAUUAGCUCACUGCUUGGCCCGGAGGCGACUAAAGGCUUUUCUGGAGAAGCCCAGAGCACUGGGCAGUCGUUACGACCUGUAACUUGAGGGCCACGGAACUGCUACUCCCGUUCGCCUUUGGCGAUCAUCUUUUAACCCCCCGGAGCACGUCAGCAUCCAGCCACCGCGGCGCUCUCCCAGCAGCGGAGGACCCAGGACUACCCCUUCGGCGAGACGGAUGGAAACCGAGCCCCCUGGAGGACCUGCCCCUGCAGUUCUGCCGCACACGGCUCAAGUCACCACCGUGAACAAGGGACCCUAAAGAAUGGCCGAGCCUUGGGGGAACGAGUUGGCGUCCGCAGCUGCCAGGGGGGACCUAGAGCAACUUACUAGUUUGUUGCAAAAUAAUGUAAACGUCAAUGCACAAAAUGGAUUUGGAAGGACUGCGCUGCAGGUUAUGAAACUUGGAAAUCCCGAGAUUGCCAGGAGACUACUACUGAGAGGUGCUAAUCCUGAUUUGAAAGACCGAACUGGCUUCGCUGUCAUUCAUGAUGCGGCCAGAGCAGGUUUCCUGGACACUUUACAGACUUUACUGGAGUUUCAAGCUGAUGUUAACAUCGAGGAUAAUGAAGGGAACCUGCCCUUGCACUUGGCUGCCAAAGAAGGCCACCUCCCGGUGGUGGAGUUCCUGGUGAAGCACACGGCCAGCAAUGUGGGGCAUCGGAACCAUAAGGGGGACACCGCCUGCGAUUUGGCCAGGCUCUAUGGGAGAAAUGAGGUUGUUAGCCUGAUGCAGGCAAAUGGGGCUGGGGGAGCCAUAAAUCUUCAAUAAAUGUGGGGAGGGCUCCCCCACAUUGCCUCUACUUUAUCAAUUAAUUGGGUGGCUAUCCUGACUUUUAAUGUCAUUUGUUAAAAUACAGUUCUGUCAUAUUUUAAGCAGCCAAAUAUCCUGAAACUGCAUAAGUGAAAAUCUUACAACAGGUUUAUGAAUAUAUUUAAGCAACAUCUUUUUCACCUGCGAAAUCUGUUCUAACAUGUAAUUGCAAAUAGCUUUGACUGUCUUCUGAAUAUUUUAUCUUUCCUUGGCUUUUUCCUUGCUUCCCCUUUUGCCAAUCUGAACACCCAACUUGAAGAUUAUGUUUUUAAAAUGGUUUGUCCUGAUGCUUCUUUUGCCUAAUUAAAACUCUUUCAAAACAGGA
Molecule: messenger RNA, 2086 nt
Organism: Saimiri boliviensis boliviensis (Bolivian squirrel monkey)
Lineage: Eukaryota; Metazoa; Chordata; Mammalia; Primates; Cebidae
Gene: CDKN2C
Product: cyclin dependent kinase inhibitor 2C
Biological process (GO): regulation of cyclin-dependent protein serine/threonine kinase activity; negative regulation of cell population proliferation; regulation of G1/S transition of mitotic cell cycle
Cellular component (GO): cytoplasm; nucleus
Molecular function (GO): protein kinase binding; cyclin-dependent protein serine/threonine kinase inhibitor activity
Source: RefSeq, a predicted model, not a curated record